AUGGCACAGCCGGCCUUGCCGGAGUUGGAAAGGACUUCGCGAGAACAAGAGCAGCAACCGCACCCGCAUGCCUCGCCGCGGCGGAGGAAUCGUGGUCCAUCGCCUUACUUUUAUGAACAGCAGCGGCUACAAAACACGCUGCGCUGCGAUUACGUUCUUCUGUGGUACGAGCGGGACCCGGAAUCGUCUGCGGGUCAGUGCCCAAACUUCUUGGUCGUCGGGGAUCCCAUCCCCGUUUCUCUCUCUCACCAUGUGUUUAUGCAGAUGGCAUUUGGCGUCCUGAAGGAUCGUCUGGUGCGUGCAUCCACACAAAUAAAGUCUGUAAAGGAGAAAAAGGACUCGGAAAGGGGCAAAACGGUUCUUGUGUCUUCUCAAAGAGAGGCGGAGGCGCAGACGUCAACGACACCUGAUACAACAGUCUCCAAGACCAAAAAAACUUUGCCACUGCGUGAGCAAGACGUCGUGGCUUUAUUUUGCUUUUUGUGGAAGUAUGUUUCAAGCAUGCUGCAGUCGCAGGCGGAGGCCCUUAAUGCGUUUCAGAGACGCAAUAAAAGUGCCCCACCACCGCGCCCAGCAGUUCGCAUGACAAAACAGCAGCUGCGUCUACAGAUGGUCCUGGAAUACAACGUGGAUGUUCGCCAGUUCCUCGGCGAUGGCCUUUCAACGUCAGCUGCAGUGAGUGAGGCGUACUGCAGAAAACUUAUGACAGGAAAAGUGAUGGAGGAUGAAUUUCUAAACCAACUUGCCAAACCUGCAGGAAUGGCGCAGACGUGCUCCAUGGUGUGA
Messenger RNA from Trypanosoma rangeli, 786 nucleotides. RefSeq lists its product as uncharacterized. Lineage: Eukaryota; Euglenozoa; Kinetoplastea; Trypanosomatida; Trypanosomatidae. The coding region runs from base 1 to 786 and encodes 261 amino acids. The transcript has a single exon. The record is from RefSeq and is a predicted model, not a curated record.